Messenger RNA from Sphaerodactylus townsendi, 4930 nucleotides. RefSeq names its product solute carrier family 39 member 9 (gene SLC39A9). Gene Ontology annotation, molecular function: metal ion transmembrane transporter activity. Gene Ontology annotation, biological process: transmembrane transport; zinc ion transport. The record is from RefSeq and is a predicted model, not a curated record. Bases 716 to 1633 code for a protein of 305 amino acids. NCBI's taxonomy places the organism in Eukaryota, Metazoa, Chordata, Lepidosauria, Squamata, Sphaerodactylidae. Gene Ontology annotation, cellular component: membrane. The transcript has 7 exons.
UGACAGCCAUGUUUAGUGAGGGCUCCCUGAAAUAAUGAGAAUGGAAGGCAAGAAAGGUUAUUUGUCCGCCAUCUUAACAUAGGGCGAGAAGGCAAGAGACACUUUCUUUCAGUGCCAAGUGUCCCGGAAGUUGACGGCGGGAAGAGGAAGUGAAUGGGAGGAGGAGUUGCCACUUGGCCUUUAUGGCAACAUCUGCUGGGGUUGGCAGCUGAGGGAGACCGGGCACGGAGGGAGAGACCGGCUCUCUUCACUCCUUGGCAUCCCUUAUUGGUUGAGAUCUCUAGUUCGUUAACAAAGGGCCAAUUUACGUUUUCUUUUUUUUCCGUGUCAGAGCGGAAGGCGGCGACGGUCCCCCGCACAGCUGCUUUCCUCCCUCCGCCUUUCCCGGUGGUAGUCGAAGGAGACCUUCCCUUUGGAGCUCCUUGAGUCAGUCCUGAGGAGGGAAGGCGACCAGAUCCCGGGUGGCCUCAGGACCUCCUCCUCCUCCGCUCAGGGGCCAGGCUCAGAGAGAGUGGCGGCAGUAAAGAAGAGCCCCUGCGGGAGGGGAGGGUCCCAGGUGCCGUGGCCAACCCUGGGCAACGUGGUAGUUUUGGGGUGAGGGAAGGAGGUCGCAUCCUCCAGCUUGCUGCUUUUGGCCCAUGAGGUUUGUUCCUCUUGCGGGGGCCGCGCAGGCGAUUUCAGUGGUGUAACAGCUGAGCAAGGAAUAGAACCGGCCAUGGAUGACGUUUUGUCUAUCAGUCUGCUCUCGCUGGCUAUGCUGGUCGGCUGCUACGUAGCUGGGAUCAUUCCUUUAGCCGUUAAUUUCUCUGAGGAAAGAUUAAAGCUGGUCACAGUCCUUGGUGCCGGCCUUCUCUGUGGAACUGCCUUGGCUGUCAUUGUGCCUGAAGGAGUACAUGCACUUUAUGAAGAUAUUUUGGAGGCAAAGCACCAUCCCGUCAGUGAGACUCAAAAGGUGGCUGAAUCUGAGAAAGCAGCGGAAAUACCCAUGGUCCAUGACCAUGACGUCGACCAUUCACGAUUACAUGCUUACAUUGGAGUUUCCCUCGUCCUUGGCUUUGUCUUCAUGCUUCUGGUGGAUCAGAUUGGCAACUCUCAUGUACACACAGCAGAUGAUCCAGAAGCAGCAAGAUCAAACAAUUCCAAAAUCACGACUACACUGGGAUUAGUUGUUCACGCUGCAGCGGAUGGUGUUGCCUUAGGUGCAGCUGCCUCAACAUCUCAGACUAGUGUCCAGCUAAUCGUGUUUGUUGCCAUUAUGUUGCAUAAGGCUCCAGCCGCCUUUGGCCUAGUCUCUUUUCUUAUGCAUGCUGGUCUGGAACGGAAUCGAAUCAGAAAGCACUUGCUGGUCUUUGCACUAGCAGCACCUGUUCUCUCAAUGGUGACUUAUUUGGGGCUAAGCAAGAGCAGUAAACAAGCUCUUUCAGACGUCAAUGCCACUGGAGUUGCCAUGCUUUUUUCUGCAGGGACUUUCCUAUAUGUUGCUACAGUUCAUGUCCUCCCAGAGGUGGGCGGCAUGGGACAUAGCCACAAAGCUGAAGCUGCUGGAGGAAAAGGACUCAGCCGCCUGGAGGUGGCAGCUCUGGUCCUGGGCUGCUUGUUGCCUCUGAUUUUGUCCAUUGGACACCAGCAUUAAGGACCUGAAGUCUAGCAACCAAUUCCUCAGUCUGACGUGAGCAGCACGUGUUGGCUGCCCUUUUAUCAUUGUCUCUCUUACCUUGUUAACCGCCCCAUCUGUUUAAGGAGUCAGAGAGAAGCAUGACUGCAGAAGGAAGGAUCCUAGGGGAGCUUUUAGUCUAGCAGAUUGUACUUUGGACAGCUGGAUAUUAAUUCUGCUUAACUUUUCUGAAGAUACUUUAAUUAUGACUUCCUGCCCUAUUCUCAGGGAAGCUGAAAUUUAGAUUUUAUGGCAGAUGAUUUGGGAAGAACUUUGUGGAUCACAAUGAAAUCAUAAUCACCAAAGUAUUCUGAGUCUCAGCGUUCACAGCUGACCUGUUGACACUGGAUGCUGCCUUCAGAUACAUGGACUCUUUUUCACCUUCUCAAAAUUGUACAUGUUAUAGUGAUAGCACAGGCUAUCUUGGGAAGAUAGGUCUAAUGCAAGUCUUGGAUAACAAGCUGUGAAGAAACAUUUGGACAAAGCCUGGGAACAAUUGAGGAAGCACAGUCUUGCUAGUUACACAUCUGAAUGGGAAUCUUGUAUUGCAUUACCAGGAGGUAACCUUGUUGUGCCCCUUGAGUGUAAUGAUCCAUAUGGUAGAAUGAGCCAGCAGCGUUGGGCUGAGAGCUAGGUUAUUCUGAACUCUGACAAGUGUGUGUUUAUUGAAGUGGAUAUGGCAUCAAUUUAUUUGGAAAAGGUUAUUCUACUGAAAUAGAAUGUUAAGUACUGGUCAGCUGUAGCACAAAGUGUUUUUGCAGAGGUAGGUGCUGUGGGCAUAGUCCUUAGGGCUAACCACGAUUAGACGCAAGAUAAGCAUUCUGAACUGCUAUGAAGCUCUUUGAAUUGGGUCCCGCUCUGUGUCUCAGUUUUGGAAUCAUAAACUCAGUGUGGACUGAGAGCAGUUCUGGAAUGCAGUAUCAGCCUUUGCAUGUGUGUUACUUUUGACUUAAUACAUUUUGUUUUCUUUUGGAAGAAACAAGCCAUGGGCAGAAACCUAGAACAUCCAAAGGUCUUCAGUACAAAGUUUUUACAACAAAUCAGAAAGACAUCUUUACUGUCAUUGCCAAAUAUUUGUCUGCUUAUUUCAAUUUUUUAAAAAGUAAAAGUAUAGAAUAACUAGUUGGUCCUUGGGGCUAGUUAUUUCUCUAUGCCAGACUUGUCUGUGCACCACCCCCCUGCCUACUGACCAUAACUCAAACUUUCUUCCAUUCCUUGUUCACAACCCCUACUACCUGGUAGCUUCUGCUAGAUGCUUUGAUAUUGGCCCAGUCACAGCAGCCGAGAUCAGAACACGGGUGAAGAUGUUGGCUUUGGGGGUUUUGUUAGCAUUAGAAAUUGAAGCUUAUAACAAGCACAGAAUAAUCAAUAGGUUUAGGGUUACUUCCAGCAUCAAGCAGUUUUGCCAGCGGAAGGAGUGUUUUUCCUUGAUUUUUGCCUUUCAUGCUGUUCCUGACCAGGAACAGGAAGCUUAGUAGUUUGCAGUGGGAGGCUGGAAGCUCUGCUGGCGGUAUGUUAUAUCCAACCUCUAAUCUUUUCUAGAAGGUUGAUCUGUUGCACAUCUGGUCUGAAACAGUCCUCUACAGGGACUGAGAUGGGGGAAAUUAGGAGUUGUCAGAUGCCUGGGAGAUGAAAGCACAGAAUUGGUGGUGCAUUGCAGAAGGAAACCAAUCAGUGUCAAAUUGGCGCAGAAAAUGUGGUUGUGGUAAUUGUUAAUGAGCUGAAAUAGUUAACAAUAUGCUUUAUUUAUGUAAUUCAACCUUGACGGUAAGAUGGGCACAAGUAUGAUGAAAGACCUGGUUUUGCUGCAGAACUGAAUUUGGCAGCAGUGGACAAGACAAAUCCUUGUUAAGAGUCUGAAUUAAGGCAUGUUUAAAUUUUGCUACGGUAUCAGAAAUAUUGUUGGACUCCCAAGCCUUUCACAUCUGGCUGCAGCAUGAAGCUGCCUGUGUGGUGUCAUUUCAUGUUUACAAAAACAGUCUCUAAGUGUAGCUUUCUUGCUCACAGAGCUUGGGCUUAGUGUCAUUAGCAGGAAGCCUAGAUUAGACUUCUAUCCUUGAUUGAUGAAGAAAAGGGACAGUGUUUGGAAUCAUUAACACUCUUUGAAUUUUACAUCAAGUGAGACUAAGCAAGACUUGGGCAGUAUAGCAAAGAAUUGUAUAACUGAAACAUUUCCAAAUGUGCGCUUGUAAAACAGAUCAUUGAUCAUAUGCCACGUGGGUGUUGGAAAGAGUAACAUUAAAUAAUUCCCUCUUGACUUUUUCCUCUUCAGCAUCACUUAUUUGAUUUGUCCCUCUGUGAUGAUGUGGGUGCCUUGGUACUUCAUCUGUCCAGAAUUGCUAAUUAUCACAAUAAAAGUUUUGAAGGACAUGGCUUUAGCAGGCUACAAGGUGUCUUGACUCUUGUAGCCAUGAGAAUCCUCACUUCAAUGACUCUCCUAGCUUAAAAUAAACUCUCAUGUUUUAUGUUUCCUUACCUAAUAAUCAGUCAGAUUCAAUAUAGUAAAGUUCCUCUCCCCAGAAGUUUUAUUGAUGACAUUCUGAAAUCAGCAAUAUACUUCUGGGAGCCUCAGAAAGAGUGUGAAUAUUUAUAAUAAUAACUUUCAAGUCUAGCCUCCUGUGCUUCCACUACUCACAUCAGUUGACUGAGUCGUGGAAAUCAGCUGUGUCAGUGUGCAACAUUAUGUUCAAUCAUAACUAAGAAUAGUAAAAGGGAAUGGUCUCUUGCCUAACAGAGACUUUUAAACAAACCUUGUUUAUACCAUCUUCGAGGAUGGCAGUCAAACCAAGGGAGCAAGGAGACUUGGGAUUUUCUGAAGGUGAUAAUGUGAAACAGCAGGAAACCACUCUUGUAAAAUUAUCCAGAGAGUUUUCCACAGCCUGUCUCAGAGGUGGCAGUAUAGGAAUGGGAAAACUUGAACUAGUAUGUUUGUACUGCUGUUUUGUGCUGUUUAUUGAUGAAACACAAGAGGGUUUUUUGGGGGUGGGGGAGCUCAUCAGUGACAUUCAGAAGCAGAAUAUCUGUUUCAAAAAAUCAGUUUUUCUGUGUUUCGACCAUGUCUCUGAGGCAGCUGUGACUUUGUGGAUCCAGUACUCCCUGGUCAUAGCUGUAUAUUUGACUGUGUACUAAAGUGUAAUUUUGAUGUCUUUUCCAAAUCAUUUGUACACAUGAAACCAUUCCAUGGAUGACUGCCUUAUUUUUUUGAUUUUUUUCACUUUAAUUGUGAAUGGUUUAAAAAUGUUGUUUUUAUUAUAUUAAACUUUUUAUUAGCUGCAA